CCAAUACAUAAUUGCAAAAUCCAGAAGUCAUAUAUUUGUUUGUAUACGACCGAAUCGGGUGGUAAAACCACUGUAAAAUAAGAUGUUGAUGAAGACCAAUCAAGUAUAUGCGGUUUUAUUUGUGUUAUGUUUAAGUGUAGUGAUUUCUAAUGCAUUCCCGAAAAAUUUUGCUUGGAAUGGAGGGCCUUCGCGACUAAAAUGCGAGCAUGGGUCGACAUUUUGGAUGAACAACGAACCACAUUUGAAAGACAAUGUUAUUGCUAUAAAAGCCUUAAUGUAUAUGGAUGAUAUAUACCUUUUAACACCCAGAAUGAAGCAUGGAGUACUAUCAACUGUUUGGUUAAUCCUUCGAGAACAAAGAGUAGAGCUUGAACCGUACCCAGAUUUACGGUCACAUAACAUCGGUGACUGCAGCGCAAUACAAAACGCGGUAGAUUUCUACUUGGAUAAUCUCGGAAACUUAUGGGUUCUGGACACAGGGAUUAUUGAUACACUGGAAAGCCCGCGAUGCACCUGUCCGCCCAAAGUUACUGUUAUUAGCAUUCUUUUGGGAAAAAUAACAAAACGCAUCGACAUUUCUGUUCUGGCAGAACCGAACUCGUUGCUGCAAAAUAUUGUCGUUGAGUAUGGACAUGUAGGAAAAAUCUUCAUAUACAUAUCGGAUGCAUCACGUGGAGCGGUGUUAGUUUACGAAGUUUCCUCGGAGACAGGUUGGGCAGUAAUAGCAUGCGCUCCUUCUGUUGGACUUCAAAUUGCAAUGAUUAAACGUGCUCCGGCGCACAAUAUUCUUAUAAUUGUCAUUCUUCAUCAACAAGGGCUCUUUGAGCUAGACACUUCAGCGCUACGAAGGAGAAAUUCCAUCUCUCCGAUUCGAGUAUAUGGCGACCACACAAAGGCCGUGCUCCUGCUAGGAUCAGAUGCCCACCACAUUUACCUGCGUCAUGUCGAAUGUUCGGACGUGUUGUCUUGGGACACGAGGCACGCGUACAAUUCUUCCCGUUUGGCAAAUAUACAUUCAGCCGGACCAAGACUAACACCGACAUCCGUCGCUGCACAUCCUCUGAGACCAAUACUUUUAGUAUUAGAUUCAAAUUAUGCAGACACCGUCAAUGGGCACCUACCCACCUAUCAUAAAAUAUCUUUUAUAGAACAAUAGAAUUAUUGUCCUAAUUUUUAAAUAUAAGUGUGCGACUUGUAUUU
This is a messenger RNA of Manduca sexta (tobacco hornworm), 1200 nucleotides long. RefSeq lists its product as uncharacterized. The coding region runs from base 83 to 1156 and encodes 357 amino acids. NCBI's taxonomy places the organism in Eukaryota, Metazoa, Arthropoda, Insecta, Lepidoptera, Sphingidae. Gene Ontology annotation, cellular component: extracellular region. The transcript has 5 exons. The record is from RefSeq and is a predicted model, not a curated record.